Molecule: messenger RNA, 1101 nt
Organism: Plasmodium malariae
Lineage: Eukaryota; Apicomplexa; Aconoidasida; Haemosporida; Plasmodiidae
Product: transcription initiation factor TFIIB, putative
Exons: 3
Coding region: 1-1101 (366 amino acids)
Biological process (GO): DNA-templated transcription initiation; transcription preinitiation complex assembly
Cellular component (GO): transcription preinitiation complex; nucleus
Molecular function (GO): TBP-class protein binding
Source: RefSeq, a predicted model, not a curated record
AUGUCAUCGUUUUAUAAUAAAAAAUUGGCAAUUAGUUCUUCCCAAGAUAAGCCCAUUCCCGUGAAUGUUGAGUCAAACAACGAAAGGAGUAUCAUAAAACGAAAGUUGUUUAAGUCUUUUCGGACUAACAGAAAUGAAUUUUGCCCUGAUUGCAAGGAAAAAGGAAUAGUUAUAUGUGACACAAGUGAAGGUACGCAGAUAUGCAAUGCUUGUGGACUAGUAGUAGAAAGUCAUAUUUUAUCAGAGGAGCAAGAAUGGCGCAACUUUAGCAAUGAUGGACAACCUAAAAGUAUUGAUAGAAAUAGAGUAGGUGAGAUAAGUGAUAUAUGGUUAGAGAAUAAUAUAACAAGUACUACUUUUAUUAAGUCUAGCAAAAAACUACAACAUUUGAAUAUGAUGACGCAAAUUAAUAAAAAUGAUCAAACAUUACUAUCAGCUUUUAACAUUUUAAAAUUAAUAUGUGAAACAUUUUAUCUAAGGAGCAAUGUUAUUGAGCGGGCUAAAGAAAUAACAAAGGAAUUGCAGGAAAUGGAGCAGCUGAAAAACCGCAUAAACAAUUUGAACAUGCUAGCUGUGGUGUACUUAGCAUGUAGAGAAGCAGGGCAUAUAAAAAGUAUUAAAGAGUUGAUAACAUUUGAUAGGUCCUAUAAAGAGAAGGAUUUGGGAAAAACUAUAAAUAAAUUAAAAAAGGUGUUACCUACAAGAGCAUUUGUAUACAAUGAAAAUAUUUCACAUCUUAUAUAUUCCUUGUCUAAUAGAUUACAAUUAUCAGUAGAACUUAUAGAAGCAAUUGAGUAUGUCGUUAAAAAGGCUACCACGUUAAUAACUACAUCUCAUAGGUUGAAUUCAUUAUGUGGAGGAUCCAUUCAUUUAAUUGUUGAAUUAAAUACAACUGAAGAGAACAAUGUGAAAUUACCAAAUUUAUCGCAAAUAGCAUCUGUGUGUGGUGUAACUACAAACACUUUGAAGACCACGUUUAAGGAGUUAUUAAAUGCAGCUACUUACAUACUCCCUAAGUGCUAUUUGAAGGAUAAUAGUGUUAAGUUAUCCCUACUAAAGCAUAAAUACCUAAGCGACGAAAAGAAGAAGAAACUUAAAUAA